AUGUUGCUCAAGGCAUUCUACGGACUCGCGCUUUUUCAGAGCGUCUCCGGUGCUGCUGUAUUUCGGAGACAGGCUGCAGGAGGAGAUAUCGAAAACUGUCCUGGAUACUCGGCAUCAGAUAUUGUCAAUACGGACACCGGCCUUACCGCCAAGUUAACACUAGCUGGCCCGGCUUGCAAUGUCUAUGGAACAGAUGUUCAGAACCUUCGACUGCUUGUGAAUUACGAUUCAGGUGUGCAUACCAAGCUCCGGAGAUUGUCUAUCGUCUCGCUGACAAUAGUCAANGAGAAACGUUUACACGUCAAGAUUGAGGAUGAAGGCCAGAUUGCCUACCAAGUUCCAGCUAGCGUUUUUCCCACACCAGAUGCUAACAACUCAGUCUCACCUGGCGAUGCAACUCUUGAAUUUUCGAUGGAGCAGAGCCCCUUCAGCUUCAAGAUCACUCGUAGAUCGAACCAGGAAGUACUNUUUGACACUUCCAAGUCAGCUAUUGUCUUCGAGGAGCAGUAUCUCCGUCUACGCACUUCACUUCCGGAGAACCCCAAUAUCUAUGGUCUUGGAGAGCACUCUGAUUCCCUCCGUCUGAACACAACCGACUACACCCGCACGCUGUGGUCAAGAGAUGCUUAUGGUAUCCCUUCAGGUACUAACCUCUACGGCAACCACCCAAUCUACUUUGAUCACAGAGUAGAAUCUGGUACACAUGGAGUCUUCCUCCUCUCGUCUUCAGGUAUGGAUAUCAAGAUCAACAAGACCGAAGCAGAUGGUCAAUAUCUCGAGUAUAACACCAUGGGAGGUGUAAUUGACUUGUACUUCAUGGAUGGUCCCAGUCCCAUCGAAGUCGCCCACGAGUACAGCAGCGUCACGCAGAAAGCUGCUAUGAUGCCCUACUGGGGCUUCGGUUUCCACCAAUGCCGCUAUGGCUACCGCGAUUUCUACGCCAUCGCUGAAGUUGUCUAUAACUACUCUGCUGCCGCAAUUCCGCUGGAGACUAUGUGGACUGAUAUUGAUUACAUGUAUGAACGAUACAUCAUGACUACCGAUCCUGAUCGGUUCCCUCUCGCUCGUGUCCGCGAAUACGUGAAUUACCUUCAUGAGCACAACCAGCAUUAUAUCGUCAUGGUGGACCCUGCUAUGGCUUACCAGACUGAACGUGAGCACGGCCUGCCCUACGAGUCUUUCCUCCGUGCUCGCGAUCAAGGUAUUCUCCUUCAGAAGAAUGACUCUAUCUACCAGGGUGUCGUCUGGCCUGGUGUCACUGCUUUCCCCGACUGGUUCCAUCCUGACACGGCUGAAUAUUGGAACAACGAGUUCGCCGAGUUCUUCGACGCUGAAACUGGCGUGGAUAUUGAUGCCCUUUGGAUUGACAUGAACGAGGCUGCAAACUUUAACUAUUUUGGUUCCAAUGCCGAGGAAAGUGCUGCAGAUCGCGGUUUCCCUCCAACUAGACCGGCCAUCAGAUCCGCUCCUCGCCCUAUUCCAGGCUUCCCUGAAUCGUUCCAACCUAACGCUAGCAGCCCGUACCCUCCAGACGAUCUUGCAUAUGCUCCUCCAUGGCUUGCUCCCGCGUCUGACCCUGGUGCAACCAAGCGGUCAAUCGAUGUCAAGAAGCCUGCUAAGCGCACAGUCGGUCUGCAGUACUCUCCUAUUGACAAGCGUCAGUCAUCUACACGCAUCGGCUUCCCGAACCGUGAUCUCCUGGCACCGCCUUACCAGAUUGAUAACGCAAACACUGUUGAAGCCUACGGCGGUGUCUCCAAUAACACGCUUGACACCGACAUCGUCCAUUUCGAUGGGCAUGUAGAGCUUGAUGUCCACAAUCUGUACGGAACUAUGAUGAGCACUUAUUCAAGAAAUGCACUUGAAGCACGCAGACCUGGAAGAAGGCCCUUAGUCAUCACUCGUUCGACGUUCGCGGGUGCGGGCAAAGCUGUCGGAAAGUGGCUAGGUGAUAACCUGUCGACCUGGGAGCUCUAUCGUCAAUCCAUUCAAGGUAUGCUCGACUUUGCCGCCAUCUAUCAGGUUCCUAUGGUCGGCAGUGAUGUAUGCGGGUUUGGUGGAAACACAACGAGCAGCCUUUGUGCUCGUUGGGCAUCUCUAGGUGCAUUUUACCCCUUUUUCAGGUCGCACAACGGCGAUUCCAGCCUGCCACAAGAAUUCUACCUGUGGGAAGUGGUUGCCGAGUCUGCUCGCAAGUCAAUUGACGUUCGUUACAAGCUUCUGGACUACAUCUAUACGGCAAUGCACAAGCAGAGCGUCGAUGGUACCCCACUCAUCAGCCCUAUGUUCUUCCAGUACCCUCAUGACAAGGCGACUUCUGCUCUCGAUCUCCAAUUCUUCUAUGGCGACGCUAUUUUGGUUGCCCCUGUCACCGAAGAGAACUCGACCAGCGUGGACGUUUACUUCCCCGACGACAGAUUCUACGACUUCAAGACAUUUAAGACUGUCGAGGGCAAAGGCGCUAAUAUCACAGUUUCGGAUGUAGACUUCACCGAUAUUCCUCUCUACAUCCGUGGUGGUUCAAUUAUACCGAUGCGUAACGCAUCUGGCUACACGACUACCGAUGUGCGCAAGCAGCCUUUCAACAUUGUCAUCGCACCAGGUCGCGACGGCAAGGCUAGUGGUUCUUUGUACCUCGACGAUGGAGACAGUAUCAAGCAGAAUGCCACAUCAGAGAUCACGCUCGAGUAUGAUAGCGGUCUUCUAACUCUCUCUGGUUGCUUUGAUUACCAAGCUGAAGACAACCGCGUUGUCCAGGUAACUCUUCUUGGCCAGAAGAGCCACUCUGGUCAGGCACCACAAUGGAAGCAUGAUGGUGAUGACCACGAAUGGAACAAGUGUGGAGACAACGACUGGAGCUUUGACGAUUCCACCCAUCACGUUCUCGUUCAGUUCGAUCAAAGGCUUACCGGGCCUUUCGUUGUCUCUGUAUAG
This is a messenger RNA of Aureobasidium musti, 2934 nucleotides long. NCBI's taxonomy places the organism in Eukaryota, Fungi, Ascomycota, Dothideomycetes, Dothideales, Saccotheciaceae. The record is from the annotation of a GenBank genome assembly.